This is a messenger RNA of Drosophila novamexicana, 2102 nucleotides long. RefSeq names its product hexokinase type 2 (gene Hex-A). Gene Ontology annotation, biological process: glucose 6-phosphate metabolic process; intracellular glucose homeostasis; glycolytic process. Gene Ontology annotation, molecular function: D-glucose binding; fructokinase activity; ATP binding. Bases 142 to 1764 code for a protein of 540 amino acids. Gene Ontology annotation, cellular component: cytosol; mitochondrion. Lineage: Eukaryota; Metazoa; Arthropoda; Insecta; Diptera; Drosophilidae. The transcript has a single exon. The record is from RefSeq and is a predicted model, not a curated record.
CGCGAGCGAAACGCGCGUGAGGAAAAAUAAAACAAGUUGCUGUAACAAAUUAUAUAUAUAUAUAUAUUUUUUUUGGGUGCCAGUGCCUGUGACUCUGCCUGUCGGCGACUGCCAGACUAAAGAAACUGCAACUGCAACGAAAUGGACCAAGAGCACCUGAAUGGCGCGAUGCGCAGCGUUUCUAUAAAUAGCAAUGGACUAGCCACAAAUCAGAAUGGCCACAACGGCAACGACGAGACGGACAAUGCGCGAGUUCUCGGCGGCGGCGGCUUUAGCCUGAGCAGCGGCAGCAAAGCGACAAAUGCGGCGACAAAUGCGGCGACAAAUGCGGCGACAGAUGCAGCGACAGCGAAUGUGAAUGUGAAUGCAAUUCAAAUACAAACAUCGGCAGCUGGUGCGAGUGCAGCGGAUAAAAAGAAAAUGGUGCACGAGUUAUGUCAGCAGCUGUUGCUAACCGAUGAGCAGGUGCAGGAGCUGUGCUAUCGCAUUUUGCACGAGGUGAGGCGCGGCCUGGCCAAGGAUACGCAUCCGAAGGCGAAUGUCAAAUGCUUCGUUACGUACGUACAGGAUCUGCCCAAUGGCAAUGAGCGCGGCAAGUUCCUGGCCCUAGAUUUGGGCGGCACCAAUUUUCGUGUGCUGCUCAUCCACCUGCAGGAGAACAAUGACUUCCAAAUGGAGUCGCGCAUCUAUGCGAUACCGCAGCACAUCAUGAUCGGAUCGGGACUGCAGCUGUUCGAUCAUAUUGCCGAAUGUCUGUCCAAUUUUAUGGCCGAGCAUAAUGUGUAUUCGGAGCGUUUGCCGCUCGGCUUUACGUUCUCGUUUCCGUUGCGCCAGCUGGGCCUGACCAAGGGCCUGCUCGAGACAUGGACGAAGGGCUUCGAUUGUGCCGGCGUUGUCAACGAGGAUGUUGUCCAGCUGCUCAAGGAUGCGAUCGCACGGCGCGGCGAUGUACAGAUCGAUGUCUGUGCCAUACUCAACGAUACGACGGGCACCCUGAUGAGCUGCGCCUGGAAGAAUCACAAUUGCAAGAUCGGUUUGAUUGUUGGCACCGGCUCGAAUGCCUGCUAUGUGGAGAAGGUGGACGAGGCCGAGCUCUUUGAUAUGCGCGAUAAUCGCAAGCCGCACGUCCUUAUCAACACGGAAUGGGGGGCAUUCGGUGAUAACGGUGCACUCGAUUUUGUGCGCACCGAAUUCGACAAGGACAUCGAUAGCCACAGCAUCAAUCCCGGCAAGCAGACGUUCGAGAAAAUGAUCUCGGGCAUGUAUAUGGGCGAGCUGGUGCGCCUCGUCCUGGCCAAGAUGACCCAGGCGGGCAUACUGUUCAAUGGCCAGGGCUCGGAGGUGCUGUUCACGCGCGGACUCUUCUUCACCAAAUACGUGAGCGAGAUCGAGGCCGAUGAGCCCGGCACAUUCACCAAUUGCCGCCUCGUACUGGAGGAGCUGGGCCUAUCCAAUGCCACCGACGGCGAUUGCGCCAAUGUGCGCUACAUCUGCGAGUGCGUCUCGAAGCGGGCCGCACAUCUCGUCUCGGCGGGCAUUGCCACGCUGAUCAACAAGAUGGAUGAGCCGCAUGUGACGGUCGGCGUCGAUGGCAGCGUCUAUCGUUUCCAUCCCAAGUUCCAUAAUCUGAUGGUCGAGAAGAUAACGCAGCUGAUCAAGCCCGGCAUCAGCUUUGAUCUGAUGCUCUCCGAGGAUGGGUCCGGGCGAGGCGCGGCGCUCGUUGCGGCCGUUGCCUGUCGAGAGGAUAUACUCAAUAGCAAGUAAACGAUUGGCAAGCCCAAAAGCAAUCGCAAUCGUAAUUGUAAUUGUAAUUGUAAUCGUUAUCGUUAUCGUUAUCGUAAUCGGAAUCGUAAUCGGAAUCGGAAUCAGCGUCGCAGUUGCUAUCGAAGCAAACCCAAUCAAUUCAAUUCGAAUUCAAACCGGGUUCGAAUUCGAAAAUUCUUAAGGCGAAAAUCAGUUAGUUUCCUUUUGUCGCCGCUGCGAGGGCGCCACCACCUCACCUCCCCCCUUCCGCCCUUCCCCCCACCAGGUAGCGCCAACGCGGGGCGCUUCUUAGUAUUUAAAUUAGGCAACAUCUUAGAAAAAAGUUGAGAAAAAAAAAA